CGGUCAAGUUUUAUUACGCUCUGUGAUUUUUGACAUUUCCAAGCAGAAAUUUAUAAAAUUUCUGCUCAAAAUUGUGUGCAUUUGAUUCGAUUUGUUGUUUCUCCAAGUCGACAGCACACAAAUCCUCAAAGAGUUGCAUAUUAAGAGCAUUUGCAACUCGGAUUUGAACUUGUAUUAGAAUUCCACACACACAAAAAAACAAGCAAAAAUCAAUACUAGCAUUAAAUUUAUUAACAAUAAGCACUGCUGUUCUCCACAUUUGAAAGACAAGUAAAACCAGCAGCAACAUGGGAAACGUAUUUGCGAAUCUAUUCAAAGGACUCUUUGGCAAAAAGGAAAUGAGAAUAUUGAUGGUCGGUUUGGACGCCGCUGGUAAAACCACAAUUCUGUACAAACUCAAAUUAGGCGAAAUUGUUACAACGAUACCUACCAUUGGUUUCAAUGUGGAGACUGUAGAAUACAAGAAUAUUAGCUUUACAGUGUGGGAUGUGGGCGGCCAAGAUAAAAUUCGUCCAUUGUGGAGGCAUUACUUCCAGAACACACAAGGUCUUAUCUUCGUCGUUGACAGCAAUGACAGGGAGCGUAUCGGUGAGGCGAGAGAAGAAUUGAUGCGCAUGCUGGCCGAGGAUGAGCUUAGAGAUGCAGUGUUACUAAUUUUCGCCAACAAACAGGAUCUGCCAAAUGCAAUGAAUGCGGCUGAAAUCACCGAUAAGCUUGGCUUGCACUCACUCAGAAACCGCAACUGGUAUAUACAGGCGACGUGUGCAACUAGCGGCGAUGGACUUUAUGAAGGACUCGAUUGGUUGUCCAAUCAGCUGAAGAAUGCUAAUCGCUAAAAUAAACUACAACAAUAACAA
Molecule: messenger RNA, 857 nt
Organism: Drosophila busckii
Lineage: Eukaryota; Metazoa; Arthropoda; Insecta; Diptera; Drosophilidae
Gene: Arf79F
Product: ADP-ribosylation factor 1
Exons: 5
Coding region: 288-836 (182 amino acids)
Biological process (GO): intracellular protein transport; vesicle-mediated transport
Cellular component (GO): plasma membrane; cytoplasm
Molecular function (GO): GTP binding; GTPase activity
Source: RefSeq, a predicted model, not a curated record